AUGUUCUACAACCCGAUACCGGGACGGACAAUGUGGUUGAUGGUGGACAUCGGGAGUUUGCCCGCGGACCGCCUCUCCGAGCUUGCGUUCUUCUUUGGAGGUGUUGGACUAGAUGACCCGACCGAGCGCAUCGAGAUCCAAGCUACCCUGGUAUGCACGUACUCCAGUGUGAUCAUGCCUAGGGAAUGGCACGGGUCGGGUAUGGGCAAAUGGAGCAUGCCCUUACCCGACCUGCGACGUACCCUGGCCCUCGUCCGCGGGCACGGGUUUGGACGAGCACGAGAAGAGAGUGGAUGGCGCAUCGCGCGCUCGCGCCGGCAGCCGCGUGCUCUCGAUCUCUUUGAAGCGAACGUGCCCGUGUUAAUAGAAGAUCAGGAAGCCGGGUAUACUACUACAAUGCAUCACGCAUGGAACGGUCGUGACGAUGCUGUUGCACGCCGAUGUGGUGCCAACUCUGGCGUAGAGUCGGUGGCAGGGGUGACGAGGGAGCGAUCUCGCGUGACCGCGAGGCUCGGGAAAUCGAGUGAGGUGAAAAAGAAGCAAGAUACGACGCCCUGCGUGGAGGCCGAACGCGGGGCGCGCGAAGUGGACGAGGACGGGAGAAUAGACGCGGGAAAGAAGAGGUCGCGCACACGGGCAGGCGAGAUGAUGAAGGAUGCGCGCGAGGGCGAGAGUCAGGACGGGGUCGUGGGCGUGGGCGUGGGAGAGGUCAAGGUGUAUCAAGAAGAAGUCGACGGGAAGCUGGAUGAGCACACCGCACACGCGAGAAUAGAAAGUUGA
Molecule: messenger RNA, 780 nt
Organism: Epithele typhae
Lineage: Eukaryota; Fungi; Basidiomycota; Agaricomycetes; Polyporales; Epitheliaceae
Exons: 5
Coding region: 1-780 (259 amino acids)
Source: RefSeq, a predicted model, not a curated record